Molecule: messenger RNA, 3096 nt
Organism: Mytilinidion resinicola
Lineage: Eukaryota; Fungi; Ascomycota; Dothideomycetes; Mytilinidiales; Mytilinidiaceae
Exons: 4
Coding region: 1-3096 (1031 amino acids)
Biological process (GO): DNA-templated transcription; positive regulation of transcription by RNA polymerase II
Molecular function (GO): DNA-binding transcription factor activity, RNA polymerase II-specific; sequence-specific DNA binding; zinc ion binding
Source: RefSeq, a predicted model, not a curated record
AUGACCGGCCUCAAGCGCUCCCUGGAGGACUCCUCUAUUGACGGCGACGGCACCUCGCCCACCGACCUGCUCCUCGGGAAGCCCUCGUCGCCCGCGGCCUCUGCCGCCUCCAGCGCGUCAGCGUCCUCGUUCCGCAAUGUCUCCGCGUGCAAUCGCUGCCGGCUGCGGAAGAACCGCUGCGACCAGAACCUGCCCGCCUGUGCCUCUUGCGAGAAGGCCAAUGUGCGAUGUGUGGGCUACGACCCCAUAACGAAGCGCGAGAUCCCUCGAAGCUAUGUCUACUACCUCGAGACCCGCGUGUCCUACCUCGAAUCGCUGCUGCAGGACAACUCGAUUGCCUUUGCCCCGCCCGAGCAUUUCGAGCCGAGCUAUCCGUCUGGGAACGGCCUCCCCUUGAACAAACCGCCGCCGUCCGCCGGUGGUGACGGCCACCGCAAUGGAGGGGCCAAGAAAUCAGAGAGCGCCAUAAAGGAGGAGAACGAGAAAUAUGAUCGAGAAAAGCUUACUAAGCUAGUAUCAAACAUCGGCAUGGUGUCGGUCCAGGGCGCCAGUGACCCCAGAUAUCUAGGGUCGACGUCGGGCAUCUCGUUUGCGCGCGUCGUCUUUGCGGCGGUGAAGAGCUCUGUCUCGGGCGCCUCAUCUGAGCGCGGAAGCAUCCGGGGAGCCAAAACGAUCCCCGGAAAUGUCGCCGAUGGGGGCACGUCCAUGAGAGACUCAUUUUUCGGCCUCCACACCAAGCCGACUAUUCGCCAAGCACCAUUUCCUGACCACGAGCUAGGUCUAAAGCUCGUGGAGCUCUACUUUGAGCAUGCAAACCCUCAAAUCCCUAUUCUGCACCGCGGAGAAUUCAUGGAGAUGUUUGAGAGGACCUACACCGCCGAAGGGCGGCAUAGAACGUCACGGGAAUCAUAUAUGUUUAAUAUUGUAUUUGCAAUUGGUGCCGGCAUUAUCAUGGGCAGCUCUGAUCCCCAAGAAUCUCCUACCUCCGACCACUCCAACGCACCAACCUUCUCUCCGCCAAGCCAUAAGAAGCGCAAGCUUGCAAGCCAGCAGCACCAGCCCGAAGAGUACCAUGCGUCAGCCAUAGUGCACCUCGAAACUUUCCUUGGGUCUUCACCGGCAGCAGACCGACCCGAUGGAUUCGGAGGCGGUCUCGAAGAGUUGCAAGCUGUUCUGUUGCUAGCUGGAUUUGCUCUACUGCGACCAGUGGCACCCGGUUUGUGGUACAUCGUUGGAGUUGCGGUUCGGCUAGGAGUAGAUCUAGGAUUACAUUAUGAAGACGGUGUAGGCAUUGACGGCUCCAAUGGAGACGAGCAUCCUUUCGGGAAGGUUGAAGAGAAUCCGGAAAGUACAGCGGGUGCUGGCAACGGCAUCAAGAUUGACGCAAAAGAGAGGGGUCGUCGGCAAUGGGUGCGAGACCUCCGCAGACGACUGUGGUGGUGUGUCUACUCAUUUGACCGACUUGUCAGUACGUGUGUUGGCAGGCCUUUUGGAAUCACGGAUCAGGUCGUCACCACAGAAUUCCCUUCCAUGCUGGACGAUAAGUACAUCACUAAAGAGGGUUUCCUGAGCCCUCCUCGAGGCGCUGAACCGAGCUACAAGGUGGUAGCUCAACACUACUUCAGACUACGGCUGUUGCAGUCCGAAAUCCUACAAGUGCUACAACACCGGCAAGCUCAGCAAGCAAGAGAUAGUGGAGCAAACCAAGGAAAUGACUUUAUGCAUACGAAGCUACCCUCGCCGUUUUUGGCGAGAUUCGACUCUUUUAGAUCUUGGCGCAUUGACAUCGAUCGCCGAUUAUGGGAGUGGAAGGAAUCUGCACCGAAUCAGAUGGAGACGGGAGUGCAGUUCUCGCCGUUAUUCCUCGAACUCAAUUAUUGGCAAGCCAUCAUCAUGUUGUAUCGCCAGAGCCUAUCCGUCCCUCCGGUAUUGGCCGGUGAGCUAGGCGCAACUAACGGAGACAUCGCAAGUCCUUCGGUCUUGAACAUCGAAGAACGGGAGGAUGAAGAACGAGUCUUCCUCAAGGUUGCAGAAGCUGGACAGAAGGUGCUUAAGUUGUAUCGGCAGCUUCAUCGAGUACAUCUCGUGAACUACACAUUCCUUGCAACACAUCACCUGUUCAUGGCUGGGAUAUCGUUCUUAUAUGCCGUCUGGCACUCGCCAGUAGUACGAAGUCAUCUAUCACUGGACGACGUCGACUUUACAGUCCUGGCAGCAACAUCCGUCCUCGGAGAUCUCAUUGAGAAAUGCCCACCCGCCGAAGCCUGCAGGGACGCCUUUGACCGCAUGAGCAAAGCCACGAUCCAAAUGUGCAUGUCGACUACCGGCUUCGGGCCUCAGGCCCUGGGAACCGCCUCUCAAGCCAACAUGUCCAACUUCCAAUCCCCAAGCACCUACAACUCCGACCAAGACGCACGCUCGGACACCGAGCUCUCAACCGGCUACCAGCACAGCUAUUUCCAGAGCAGCCGACGCCCAACCCCCCGCUUUGACAUGAACCUCCGCGACCUCUUCAGCGACGACGAAACCGACGCCCGCUCCUUCAGCCGCAUCAGCAGCCAGCUCAGCAGCAUGCGGCCUCCGCCACCUCCCCAACCUACCUCCCACGCCAUCAAGCAGGAAAAUCUACAGCAGCAGCAAUUCAACAAACAAGACCCUCGGAACAUUUCCCCUCAACUACGCCACCAGCACGCCUUCGCCCUCGACCCGGCCCUCCGGCCCCCUAUCUCGACAAUGUCCUCCGCCGAAUCCGACGCCAUUGCCACUACUUCCCCACCGACACAACAAGGCCAGAACCCGAAUAUCUCGCCGUACGCUCUCAGUAACCAGAUGCCGUACAGUAAUUUCGCGCAAAAUAUCUCCUCGGCUUAUCCUGACCUCGGUUCGUUCUCAGAGCUUGACUUCCUGGACUCGUUCCCUGUCCAGGGCGCGGCUGUAAACGGGGGUGAGGCAGGAGGUGGAGCAGGAGGGCUCGCAGACCUCGGGUUUGGAAUGGGCUUCGACGGGAAUCACGAUUGGAGCGAUGGAAGUGGGUUUGACUUGUUCGAUGGGUUUUUCUUUGGGGGUGGGCAAGGGACUGGGGGUGCUGGGAUGUAA